CUAUUUAAUCAAUAGACCGCAUACACGAUUGGAUUUAGUAAUGUGGUUUAAGACUAUAAAAAGUACUAUAUAAUUAUAUCACAACAACUAUACAUAAUAGUGUUUUUUUAAUUUAAUCAUCACACUGAAUAUUCAUGCAAGUUGCAAACAUAAAUACCAUAUACCUGUCUUUAUAGGUCUAUAGUAAAUACUAUUUAAUAGUAUUUCUAGUCAUUUUUAUAACUUAUACGUAUAACAAUAUACAACGUAUUAAAUAUUAAACCGUGCUCGUUCCUCAUGGACGAAUUAUUAUACUCUUAUAAUCUCUCUAGUCUCUAUACGAAUUUUUACUCUUUGUCUUUACUGUUUUAACUUAUCAAUUGACAGUUUAUUUCGGAUGUCUUAUCAUACAAGUUAACUUGGAUCUAGAUAGUAGAUAUAACUUAUGUUCAUAAUUCAUAUUAUUGUAAAACGGAUAAAGUAUUAUACUUUUUAGCUAUAAAUUCUAUGAAAUAUCGUGUACCGUCAACCGUGUAAUGAAAAUCAUUAACCAAUCUGUCGUGUGUUUAAUUUAAAAACAUAUUUUUAAUAACUGAGCUUGUACAUUUAUAAACGGGUAUGAAUAACCCAUUUUUAUUAAAACAGCAACUUAAAGAAAAUGAAGAGGAAUUGUCUAAAUAUUUGCGUGACAUGAAAAUUUGGCAAGAUAAAAUGAAGAGAAAAGAUCCUUCAGCAUUACCUGAAAAAAAUAUUGAACAAAAAAAACCCAAAAUAAGUCAUUCAAAUAAUUCUAAUACUGAAAAACCACAAAAACUAUCUUCAUAUGACUAUUCAGCUUGGGAGAAAUUUGAUGUGGAAAAAGCGUGUGAAGAAAUUGACACCAAAUGUGAAACGAAAGAACAUACAAAUAAUGUUAAAUUGGUUGAAGAUUAUAUUGACAAUGAAUUACAAACAAAACAAUCAAACGCAGUUUAUGAAAAAAAUCUGGGCAAUGCUUUGGUUCAAAAACAAAAAUGGUCUGAGGCUAUAUUGAGAUACACAAGAGCAAUAGAGUAUUAUGAUAGAGAUCCUGUUUUUUAUGCAAAUCGAGCAUUGUGUUACCUUAAGACUAAAGAAUUUAAAAAGGCAAUUAGUGAUUGUUUUCUCUCUCUUAAGUUAGACAACACAUAUGUUAAAGCAUAUCAGAGGCGAAGUGCAGCAUACACAUCUUUGAAUAUGUACACAGAAGCUAAAAGUGACCUGUAUGAAGUAAUAAAAUUGGAACCAAAUAAUAAGGAGGCAAAACUUGAAAUAGAAAAGCUUAACAAAGCAGAAUCACAAAAAUCUGAAAUAAAAACUAAAUUUCCUAUUACAAAAAAGGAAUCUAAAUUAUUUAGUGAAUUAGAAAAUUCAACAAAAACGGUGUCUCCCAAGUGGCCUUUAAGAAUGCAUUACAAACAAGUGUUUUCUGUUCAAAAGCCUCCUCAUUUAAGAUCAAAAAAACCAUUAUUAAAACCUAAAAUAAAAGAUACACAAGUGGAGGAGCAAGACAAUGGCGACAAUAUGAAGUUACUUCAAAACACAUUACAAGAAGUUCUAUCAGGUGUCAAAAAGGAAUCGAAAAUAUUUCCAAAUAAAUCUGUUGAUCCAAUAGGAAAGAGAGGUUCUCUUGUGUCUGAAGAAGUUUCUUUUGAUUUAAACAUACCACCUCCACCUAAGACUUAUGUUCAGUUAAAACAAGAUUGGGCAUCUUUACAAUCCAAUUCAAAGCUAUUAUUUCAGUACCUAAAACAAAUUCCUGGAAAACGCUUACCUUUCAUUGUACAAAAUUCUAUGGAUAAUGAUUUAUUUGUGGAUAUAUUACAAGUCCUUAAUUCAGAAUUUGUUAGUAAUCAAUGUAAUGUACUUGAUUAUUUGAUUGGUAUUAGUGAAUUACCAAGACUGCAAAUGUUAUUAAUGUUUUGUUCAGCAGAUCAGUUAUCAUGUUUACAUAGUUUACUCAAAUACGCAUCAAAAUCCAACACACCAAAUCACAUAAUGAAACAACUUAAGAGAUCCUUUGGAAUAUAAAAUUUAUUAUUUAUUGAUCAUAUAAUUAUUUUAUUAUUAAAAUGUAGCCAAAAGAGCUUCAAACCAGCAAUAUUUAUUUUUUAGAGGUUAAAGUUGUUUAAAAGAAAAUAACCUUAUAUGUGUACCUCAAAUAAAGAAUUUUGUUAAUUAUUUAAAUUUGGUAUUUAUUGACUGUACAGUACGUACAGUGACAAUAAACUUAUACCAGAACAGAAACAAUUGCUUAAAAGCUAGUAGAGUGGGAGGAAUAUUACUAAGAAAAAAACUACGCAUAAAAAUUAGGAAGGCCACAAUACAGAUUGUGUACUCGCCUCAAUGUUAUAUGUUGAUACCAUUAAAAUAAAACAUUAAA
Adelges cooleyi (spruce gall adelgid) is the source of this 2380-nucleotide messenger RNA. RefSeq names its product RNA polymerase II-associated protein 3-like. The coding region runs from base 598 to 2028 and encodes 476 amino acids. Gene Ontology annotation, molecular function: protein binding. The transcript is spliced from 9 exons. The record is from RefSeq and is a predicted model, not a curated record. Lineage: Eukaryota; Metazoa; Arthropoda; Insecta; Hemiptera; Adelgidae.